CUAGCAUCUUAGCUAGGAGCCGUCGAAACGGAAAAGCUCCCGAUCCUAAACAACAACAACAACAGGACGGCGGCGGGAAAAGACACAGCUUUUACCUGAGUGUUUCUGUAAGGUGGUCAGCCACAGCCUGGUUCUCAACAGUACACACAAACACCGCCCCCUACAGUAGGAGGAUGGCGGUGAAUGUCUACUCUACAUCUAUGACUGCUGACAACCUGAGUCGUCAUGACAUGCUGGCGUGGGUCAACGACUCUCUGCAGCUCACCUACACAAAGAUCGAGCAGCUCUGUUCAGGAGCUGCUUACUGCCAGUUCAUGGACAUGUUGUUCCCAGGGUGCAUAUUGUUGAAAAAAGUCAAAUUUAACGCUAAGCUGGAGCAUGAAUUCAUCCACAAUUUCAAGGUUUUACAGGCUGCGUUCAAGAGGAUGAAUGUAGACAAGAUCAUCCCUGUGGAGAGACUGGUGAAGGGGAAGUUCCAGGACAACUUUGAGUUCCUUCAGUGGUUUAAGAGGUUUUUUGACGCCAACUAUGAUGGAAAAGAAUACGACCCUCUACUGAUGAGGCAGGGCCAGGAAGGAACGCCUCCUCCACCUAACCCAG
Austrofundulus limnaeus is the source of this 600-nucleotide messenger RNA. RefSeq names its product microtubule-associated protein RP/EB family member 3. NCBI's taxonomy places the organism in Eukaryota, Metazoa, Chordata, Actinopteri, Cyprinodontiformes, Rivulidae. Gene Ontology annotation, molecular function: microtubule binding. The record is from RefSeq and is a predicted model, not a curated record.